Nannochloropsis gaditana CCMP526 is the source of this 665-nucleotide messenger RNA. RefSeq lists its product as uncharacterized. The transcript is spliced from 3 exons. The record is from RefSeq and is a predicted model, not a curated record. Bases 19 to 399 code for a protein of 126 amino acids.
AGCACUGAUCUCCCCAGCAUGUUUGCUUUGCGACGCACUCUCGUCGGAACAUCACCUCUUUCAAGGUUUCAUCAAGGUCAUCGACGUGCCUUCACAUCACCUUCCGGCGGCACGAACCCUUGGCUGAACGAUAAAAGUCUGUAUCCGCUCUUGGGCAUAGUUGGCUUGACCGUCCUAGUUGGAGUUUGGUAUGGUCCCUAUUAUCAUUACAAAUCACCUGAGAAGCAGGCCCCGAUGCGUCGUCGUACUUCAGUCCUGACCCAAAAGGAACCGCAUGAAGCCGGCAAACCUUUCGGCGAGGAACUUUAUAAGAAAUCAGAGGACUUAACGAAGGGUAUUUACGGAGUGACGGUUAAAGACACGGAAACCGUAAAGGAUGAGGAAAAGGGAAAGCUUUAAGGGACAAUUAUAAACUGGGAAGACUCCAUCUUUCACCUACCGAACAAAAGGCUGUGAGCAUUACAGGUAUAUGACGAGAUCAAUACGAGACUUAGAAGCCAAUGUAGUAAAAUGAACAAAGCGCGAUGAAAUGAGGACAAAUGGGAUUUAGGCAUACGAGUGAAUUGGAAGAGGAGUGAUAACUCCAGUCCUAUUGCUGGCGCUUGGGCUCUGUUUUUGGUGGAUUUUUUUGCCUUCGAAAAGAAAUGUGCUUGAUUUUGAUUAGA